AUGAAUGAAAAUACCAUUUCUUUUAUGGAGGAGUCUGUUAUGGAAAAGGUUCUCCAUAAGAGGAGUUUGAGGAUGCGUAAUAUGCAAAGAUCUUGGCAGGAAUCUCCUGAAGGCAAGAAGAUGCUGGAAUUCCAGAAGUCUCUGCCAUCAUUUAAGGAGAAGGAAGGUUUACUUCAAGCUAUAGCAUCAAGCAUACCUGCAGUAGCGAAUGGUGCAUCCUUAGCCUUCACUGAAUCAACGUAUUGUCACAACAUACGCGAUUCAGAAACCAAGAGGUACAAGAAGGCUCAGAAUUACGACUUUGAGGAAUUGCAGAAGAGUAAAAGCCAAAAAGAUGAAAGAGAUACAAAACUGAUAAAAAAUUGA
Messenger RNA from Vicia faba (fava bean), 366 nucleotides. Lineage: Eukaryota; Viridiplantae; Streptophyta; Magnoliopsida; Fabales; Fabaceae. The record is from the annotation of a GenBank genome assembly.